This is a messenger RNA of Tachysurus fulvidraco (yellow catfish), 3712 nucleotides long. RefSeq lists its product as uncharacterized. The transcript is spliced from 2 exons. The record is from RefSeq and is a predicted model, not a curated record. Lineage: Eukaryota; Metazoa; Chordata; Actinopteri; Siluriformes; Bagridae. Bases 341 to 3712 code for a protein of 1123 amino acids.
UGGUAGUAGUAGCACUCAAAGUAGUAGUGCUUUUAAUGUUGUUGUUAAUGUUGUAGCAAAAGCAUUCCUACAAAAGAUAUAUUCACAGCUGAAUAUACAGUGUCUAUACCACAGGAGCACUGUCAGACUGGAAAUCUAUAAUGUAUAUUAUAAUGUAUACUAUAUAAUGUUAUAAAUUUAAAUUUUAACAUCUUAAAAAUAUUUGUCUCAAAUGUCGAAUGCCAAAUGUCGAAUGCCAAAUGUCUCAGAAUAAACUCUAUUCUCUAACAACUCUAUAACUAUUCUAAUUACAACAAACACAGCUCCAGGUACCACACUGACAACAAGCACAGACACUUAUAUGCCAUUGACAACAAGCACAGCUAUUAGUGAAGCUAUGACCACCACAGUGACAAAUCUAGAAGCUGCCACAGCCAUUACAACAGAUACAUCAAAUAUAAAUUCAGUAUCAAUUCCUCUAAGGAAACCACCUCUAAUCACAGCCAAUGCAGAUAUGUAUACUCAAACUACUCCUGCCAUGGUCACAAGCUACACAGACAUGUAUACUCCAACACCUGCUCUAAGGACAUUGGACACAGACACGUAUACCCCAACAACGCCUGCUCUUAUGACAACUGCCACAGACAUAUAUACUCCAAUGACACCUGCCCUACUGACAAGGAGCACAGAUACAUAUACCAAAACAACAGCUACUCUAUUGACACCCAACGCAGAUUUGCUUACCUUAACAACUGCUCUAAUGUCAAGUGGCAAAGACACACAUACCUCAGCUACACCUGCUCUAAUGGCAAGCAACACAGAUAGAUAUAUACCAACAUCACAUGCUCUAGUGACAACCAGCACAGACACAUAUACCCCAAUGACACCUGCUUUAAUAACAACCAACACAGAUAUGUAUUCCCCAACUGAACCUGCUUCAAUCACAACCAGUACAGAUACAAACACCCUAACAACACCUGGUCUAAUGACAACUGACACAGAUACCUAUACCCCAAUGACACCUGCUCGAAUGACCGACACAGACACAUAUACCAAAAUGACACCUGCUCUUAUGACAAGUGACACAGAUACAUAUACACUAAUGACACCUACUCUAAGGACAACCAACAUACAUACCACAAAGACACAUGCUCUAAUGACAAGUGACACAGAUAUAAAUACCCAUAUGACACCUGUCCCAAUGACAAGCAUCACAGAUAUGUAUACCCCAACAACGCCUGCUUUAAUGACAACCGCCACAGACAUAUAUACCCCAGUGACACCUGCUUUAAUGACAACAAACACAGAUAUGUAUUCCUUAACUGAACCUGCUUUAAUCACAAGUACAGAUACCCUAACAACACCUGCUCAAAUGACAACUGACACAUAUACAUAUACCCCAACAACACCUGCUCAAAUGACAACCGACAUAGGCACGUAUACCCAAAUGACACCUGCUCUAAUGAAAACCAGCACAGACACAUAUACCAAAAUGACACCUGCUCUAAUGACAAGCAACGCAGACAUAUCUACUACCACAAAGACACCAGCCCUAAUGACAAGCAGCACAGACAUAUCUACUACCACAAAGCAUACCCCCAUGCAUACCCCAAUGACACCUUCUCUAAUAACAACCAAUGCAGAUACAUAUACAACAGUGACACCUGCUGCAAUGACCAGCGACACAGACACAUAUAACCCAACAACAUCUGCUGUAAUGACCAGCGACACAGACACAUAUAUCCCAAUGACACCUGCUCUAGUGACAACCAGCACAGACACAUAUACCCCAAUGACACCUGCUUUAAUGACAACAAACACAGAUAUGUAUUCCCCAACUGAACCUGAUUUAAUCACAACCAGUACAGAUACAUAUACCCUAACAACACCUGCUCAAAUGACAACUGACACAUUUACAUAUACCCCAACGACAACUGCUCAAAUGACAACCGACACAAGCACAUAUACCCAAAUGACACCUGGUCUAAUGACAACCAGCACAGACACAUAUUACUCAAUGACACCUGCUCUAAUGACAACCAGCACAGACACAUAUACCACAAUGACACCUGUUUUAAUGACAACAAACACAGAUAUAUAUUCCGCAACUGACCCUGCUUUAAUCACAACAAGUACAGAUACAUAUACCCUAACAACACCUGCUCUAAUGACAACUGACACAGAUACCUAUACCCCAACAACACCUGAUCUAAUGACAACUGACACGGACAUGUAUACCCCAAUGACACCUGCUCUAAUGACAACCAGCACAGACACAUAUACCAAAAUGACACCUGCUCUGAUGACACGUGACACAGAUACAUAUACCUCAGUGACACCUGCUUUAGUGACAAAAAGCACAGAUAUGUAUUCCGCAACUGAACCUGCUUUAAUCACAACCAAUACAGAUACAUACACCCUAACAACACCUGCUCUAAUGACAACUGACACAGAUACUUAUACCCCGACAACACCUGCUCGUAUGACAACCGACACAGACAUGUAUACCCCAAUGACACCUGCUUUAAUGACAACCAGCACAGACACAUAUACCAAAAUGACACCUGCUCUAAUGACAAGCAACGCAGACAUAUCUACUACCACAAAGACACCAGCCCUAAUGACAAACAGCACAGACAUAUCUACUACCACAAAGACACCAGCCCUAAUGACAAGCAGCACAGACAUGCAUACCCCAAUGACACCUUCUCUAAUAACAACCAAUGCAGAUACAUAUACCACAGUAACACCUGCUGUAAUAACCAGCGACACAGACACAUAUAACCCAACAUCAUCUGCUGUAAUGACAACCAGCACAGAUACAUAUAUCCCAAUGACACCUGCUCUAGUGACAACCAGCACAGACACAUAUACCCCAAUGACACCUGCUUUAAUGACAAAAAACACAGAUAUGUAUUCCCCAACUGAACCUGCUUUAAUCACAACCAGUACAGAUACAUAUACCCUAACAACACCUGCUCAAAUGACAACUGACACAUUUACAUAUACCCCAACGACAACUGCUCAAAUGACAACCGACACAAGCACGUAUACCCAAAUGACACCUGGUCUAAUGACAACCAGCACAGACACAUAUUCCUCAAUGACACCUGCUCUAAUGACAACCAGCACAGACACAUAUACCACAAUGACACCUGUUUUAAUGACAACAAACACAGAUAUGUAUUCCGCAACUGACCCUGCUUUAAUCACAACAAGUACAGAUACAGAUACCCUAACAACACCUGCUCUAAUGACAACUGACACAGAUACCUAUACCCCAACAACACCUGCUCGAAUGACAACUGACACGGACAUGUAUACCCCUAUGACACCUGCUCUAAUGACAACCAGCACAGACACAUAUACCAAAAUGACACCUGCUCUGAUGACAAGUGACACAGACAUAUCUACUACCACAAAGACACCAGCCCUAAUGACAAGCAGCACAGACAUAUCUACUACCACAAAGACACCAGCCCUAAUGACAAGCAGCACAGACAUGCAUACCCCAAUGACACCUUCUCUAAUAACAACCAAUGCAGAUACAUAUACCACAGUGACACCUGCUGUAAUGACCAGCGACACAGACACAUAUAACCCAACAACAUCUGCUGUAAUGACAACCAGCACAGAUACAUAUAUCCCAAUGACACCUGCUGUAGUGACAACCAGCACAGACAACCACCACAAUUACACCCACAACAAGCCACUCAUCUAUACCCACAGAUAA